Molecule: messenger RNA, 1035 nt
Organism: Symbiodinium necroappetens
Lineage: Eukaryota; Dinophyceae; Suessiales; Symbiodiniaceae
Source: the annotation of a GenBank genome assembly
AUGGCUGCUGUCAAGGGGCUGCGGGAGAAGAAGGAUCGAGUGGCGCUGCUUCAGCAGAUUGACAUCUGCGACAAAGAUGCCGAGGAAGCCGAGGCAAAGCAGGAUCACAAGGGUCUCUUGGUUGCCAAUGAGAAGAGCUUACACUUUCGCCGCCAAGUCUAUGGUGAGGGUUCGCAUGAAGUCGCCGGAGCCAUGCAACGAAUUUGUAAGGACUACAACAAAGUUGCUCUGUCCUUGAUGCAGCGGAAUGAAUUCAAAGCAGCCGAAAAGCUGUUGGCGCGAGCAGAGGAGGCAGCAGCCGACGAAGUCGCUUUGUCUGCCACCUGGAACAACUUCGCAUGCCUGUACAGGCGCAACAAGAAGCUGCGCUCAGCCGUCGCGUACCUGGAGCGAGCGUUGGCCAUUGAGGAGCGCUCUUGCAGCCCCCUCACAGCGCAGAGCCACUUGAACUUGUGUGCCACGCUUUCGCAGCUUGCUCGCCAUGGUGAGGCAUUGGAUCAUGCCCAGAAAGCCUUGAUCAAGAUUUACGAGGUCUUUGUGCCACGAGUCUGCGACGGCGCAGCACUUGAAAAGGGAGACUUGGAUGAAGCCUUGGCACUUUUAUGUGUUGCGUAUCACAACAAAGGUGUGGAGCAUGAGCAUAUGCUUCAAAUGGAAAUGGCCUUGGAGGCCUAUGCUUCGGGUUGCCAAUGGGCGGCGAGGCUUGCCGGUGGCUGCAACCAGCUGUCUCGCACUCUUCACCGGGCCGCACAAGAGGUGAAGGCAAAGAUCCCACUGCCUGCGGCUGGCCUCGCGAAGUUCGACUGGCUUUUGUCAAGGUCACCACCACGCCCGGGCACAGCAACGAGCGAUCACCUGGCUGCUCUCCUAACACCCAAAGGAUUGCGGCCCAGGAGUGCCCCAGCAGACGGUCCCGGCCUCUUCAACUCUGGGACCUUGCAUGAGAAAAGGAAAUUCUCCAGAGCUAUUUUAUGUCAGAACCGUCUUUCUGCGAAAGAGUGUUUUGAACGUCUAGCGGAGCAUCUUCUCAGCUGA